Messenger RNA from Perca fluviatilis (European perch), 7517 nucleotides. RefSeq names its product ATPase sarcoplasmic/endoplasmic reticulum Ca2+ transporting 3 (gene atp2a3). Gene Ontology annotation, biological process: calcium ion transmembrane transport; intracellular calcium ion homeostasis. Bases 301 to 3315 code for a protein of 1004 amino acids. The record is from RefSeq and is a predicted model, not a curated record. Gene Ontology annotation, molecular function: P-type calcium transporter activity; ATP binding; ATP hydrolysis activity. The transcript has 21 exons. Lineage: Eukaryota; Metazoa; Chordata; Actinopteri; Perciformes; Percidae. Gene Ontology annotation, cellular component: membrane.
CCGCCCCGGCACACUCUCAGCACACCUUCAGACGGAGAUGAAGUAGCAGCAGCAGCAGCAGCAGUCGAUCCACAGAGCAACAGCAGCGGAUCCGGAGGUUUCCUUCAGGGGGGACAGGUGACAGAGCGGACCGACCGUGCGACCGACACUCAGCCGCCUCAGCGUGCAUCGGUGGAAAUUACUGCUGUUUCACUCAUACCCCCCCCACCCCCUCCCGAGCAGAACACCCUCCGAUUGCCACAAUAGAUGUUACUCAACUACAUGCAUUUCGAUCUGAUCCUGUAAGCCCAGUCCGCCAAGAUGGAAAAUGCGCACACUAAAUCUGCGACUGAAGUUUUAGACAACUUCGGUGUGAACGAAAACACUGGGCUGACUCUGGAGCAAGUCAAAGUCAAUGUGGAGAGAUAUGGACCGAACGAGCUCCCAGCUGAAGAAGGCAAGUCCCUGUGGGAACUGGUGUUGGAGCAGUUUGAAGAAAUCAUGGUCAGGAUCCUGCUGCUAGCUGCCUGUGUCUCCUUUGUGUUGGCUCUGUUUGAGGAAGGAGAGGACACAACCACCGCCUUUGUUGAGCCUUUUGUUAUUCUUCUCAUCCUCAUCGCCAACGCUGUUAUCGGGGUCUGGCAGGAGCGCAAAGCUGAGAGUGCCAUUGAGGCUCUGAAAGAGUACGAGCCAGAGAUGGGGAAGGUGUACCGCAUGAACCGUAAGGCUGUCCAAAGGAUCAAAGCCAGAGACAUCGUCCCAGGAGACAUAGUGGAGGUGGCAGUUGGUGACAAGGUGCCUGCUGACAUCAGAGUGACCUCUAUAAAGUCCACCACCCUGCGGGUGGACCAGUCCAUCCUCACAGGGGAGUCGGUGUCCAUCAUCAAACACACUGACCCUGUUCCUGACCCCAGAGCUGUCAACCAAGACAAAAAGAAUAUGCUGUUUUCUGGCACAAACAUUGCAGCAGGCCGCGCCAUAGGUGUGGUCGUUGCUACUGGCGUUGCCACAGAGAUCGGUAAGAUCCGGAAUCAGAUGGCAGCCACGGAACAAGAGAAGACGCCGCUGCAGCAGAAGCUGGACGAGUUCGGGCAACAGCUCUCUAAGGUCAUCUCCCUGAUCUGCGUGGCUGUGUGGGUCAUCAACAUUGGCCACUUCGGAGACCCCGUCCACGGGGGCUCUUGGGUCAGAGGGGCUAUCUAUUACUUUAAGAUCGCCGUGGCCCUGGCCGUGGCCGCCAUCCCCGAGGGCCUGCCUGCUGUCGUCACCACCUGCCUGGCCCUCGGCACGCGUCGCAUGGCCAAGAAGAACGCCAUCAUUCGCAGCCUGCCCUCCGUAGAGACCCUGGGCUGUACCUCGGUUAUCUGCUCCGACAAGACGGGCACCCUCACCACCAACCAGAUGUCCGUCUGCAGAAUGUUUGUUGCAGACAAGGUGGAAGAUUCAAGCUGCAGCCUUCAUGAGUUCUCUAUAUCUGGUUCUACAUAUGCUCCCGAGGGACAAAUACUGAAAGGAGACAGACACGUCCAGUGUGGAGACUUUGAUGGACUUUUGGAGUUGGCCACUGUGUGCUCUAUGUGCAAUGACUCUUCACUGGACUACAAUGAGGCCAAAGGGGUUUACGAGAAGGUGGGUGAAGCCACAGAGACGGCUCUCACCACCUUGGUGGAGAAGAUGAACGUCUUCAAGACUGACCUGUCCGGACUCAGCAAGGUGGAACGGGCCGGUGCCUGCAACUCGGUGAUCAAGCAGCUGAUGAAGAAGGAGUUCACCCUGGAGUUCUCUCGGGACCGCAAGUCCAUGUCCGUCUACUGCACCCCCGUCAAGCCGGGCUCCCAGAGCAAGAUGUUUGUCAAGGGUGCUCCGGAAAGCGUGAUUGAGCGCUGUCAGUACCUGCGGGUGGGAACGGGGAAGGUGGCGUUGACCCCAGCCCUGCGCGACCAGCUGCUGUCUAAGAUCAGGGACUGGGGGACGGGCAGGGACACCCUGCGCUGCCUGGCCCUGGCCACGCACGACACCCCGCCGCGCAAAGAGGACAUGGACUUGGGCAAUUCCAACAAGUUUGCAGAGUAUGAGUUGGGUCUCACGUUUGUUGGCUGUGUGGGCAUGCUGGACCCGCCCAGGAAGGAGGUGAUUGGUUCAGUGAAGCUGUGCAACGAGGCAGGUAUACGCGUUAUCAUGAUCACAGGAGACAACAAGGGCACAGCUGUGGCCAUCUGCAGACGGAUUGGCAUCUUCGGCGAGGACGAGGACGUGACAGGAAAGGCCUACACAGGCCGCGAGUUCGAUGACCUCCCGCUGGAAGCCCAGAGAGAAGCCGUCAAGCAGGCGCGGUGCUUCGCCCGCGUCGAGCCAGCUCACAAGUCUAAGAUCGUGGGAUACUUGCAGUCGUUCGAUGAGAUCACUGCCAUGACAGGAGAUGGUGUGAACGACGCACCGGCCCUGAAGAAAGCCGAGAUCGGCAUCGCCAUGGGCUCUGGCACAGCAGUGGCCAAGUCAGCAUCCGAGAUGGUGCUGUCUGAUGAUAACUUCUCCACCAUAGUGGCUGCCGUGGAGGAGGGCCGAGCCAUCUACAACAACAUGAAGCAGUUCAUUAGAUACCUCAUCUCCUCGAACGUGGGAGAGGUGGUCUGCAUCUUCCUGACAGCCAUCCUGGGUCUCCCUGAGGCUCUGAUUCCAGUCCAGCUGCUAUGGGUGAAUCUGGUGACCGAUGGCCUGCCUGCCACCGCCCUGGGCUUUAACCCCCCAGACCUGGACAUCAUGGACAAACCCCCCCGCAACCCCAAGGAGCCUCUCAUCUCUGGCUGGCUCUUCUUCAGAUAUCUGGCCAUUGGAGGAUAUGUGGGUCUUGGAACAGUGAGUGCUGCCACAUGGUGGUACCUGUUUGAUGAAGAAGGCCCACAAGUGUCUUUCUACCAGCUGAGACACUUCAUGCAGUGCACUGAGGACAACCCCAUGUUCCAGGGCAUAGACUGUGACGUGUUUGAAUCCCGCUACCCCACAACCAUGGCCCUGUCUGUGCUGGUCACUAUCGAAAUGUUCAACGCGCUCAACAGUUUGUCUGAGAAUCAAUCCCUGAUCAGGAUGCCACCCUGGGUCAAUGUAUGGCUGCUGGGAGCCAUCAUCCUGUCCCUCUCCCUCCACUUCCUGAUCCUCUAUGUGGAGCCACUGCCCCUGAUCUUCCUGGUGACCCCUCUGCGCUUGUCCCAGUGGAUCGUGGUCCUGAAGAUUUCCUUCCCAGUUAUCCUCCUGGACGAGGCACUGAAAUAUAUCUCCAGGAACCAUCUAGAAGGUGAUGAGGACAAGAAAUAUCGGAGGAGAUGGCGACAGGACUAAGACCUCUCCCUCAACACACUCACACACUUAGACACACGCCUACCCUUUUCCCUUUACGAGCUAGGAACCUUUCCUCUCUCCCCUGUCCUCAUUCCCCCUCUCCUGCAUGUCCAACAAACCACCACUAGAAAUGAGCGGGGGGCUUGCAUGAGAACGAGUGUGCAAGAAAGAGAGCAUGCGUGUCUCCUGCAAGCAUGGCUUUGUACGAUUGUGUGAGUGAAUGAUGUGUGUGUGUGCGUGCGUGCGUCGCGUGCGUGCGUGCGUGCGUGCGUGCGUGCGUGCGUGCGUGCGUGCAUGUGAACAGGCAGAUGAAGAUCUGUCUUUGUAGUUGCAAGAGUAAGAAACAACUGCAGAAAAGAAGAAGAUAUAACUGCCCAGGGCUCUGCUUUUUAAAGAUUUCUGCUCAUUGAGUUUCUGACUGUAUACAGUACAAACAUAGUGGUGCAGUAACUGGACUUUGGGGAGGGAAGGAGAGGGAGGACAGGGGAACGGAGGUUGAGAAUACUGGGUGGGAAGGGAAGGGGAGGGGUGGGGGAGGACAAUUUUGAAAUUAGCGCUGAGACCGAAAGAGAGAGUGAGAGGGCCAGAUACUGGGGUACACGCUGGCAAAAGAAGAGCAUCAGCAAGUGGGACCCGUGUAGAGAGAGCCGUUGUUUUCGUGUGCGUCCAGAAAAACAUUAUUUGGAAGUACCGCCCGGGCUUGUGCCACCCACACUACUGGCAGCGAGUUCCAGCCAGCUCUGCGGGCGCCUUAUCAGCUCAACAGCAUCUCUGGCCAGUGUGUCACAGCGCGCUACUCCUUCAUCGCUCUUUCUCUUUACCCUUACCACAUAUAAAGUCUAACUCCCGUUGAUUGUGUUUUACGCAGAAUGACUCUCCUUUUGCCUGUCUCGGCUCUCUGUCUCUCUCUGUCUCUCUUUCUCGCUCUCUGUCGAGGAGGCAGCUGUGUUCCCGGGGGGGGGAGGGGGGGUCGCGGCUUUAAUCGUGCUCUUGAGUUAGGUCGUGGAGAUGUCGCUCCACCCACAGGUGUGAAUAGCUUUACGCCACUUGGCCGCUUCCUUGGCUCUUAAUUUCGAGGAGCUGAGGUUCAGCUCACAGACUUGGCAAACUUAAUAAAAAUACCUAAAUAAAUAAAAAAUGUCAAACCAGCAUAUCAGUAGAGUAGUCGUCAGCCAGUCCACCCAGCUGGUCCUGUUAAGCCUCACUUUAAUGUCCAUCUGCUGUGCUGCCAUUGGAGUUUUGGCUGUCAAAUAUCUAAAUUAAAGGCAGAUCUGAGCAAGAGGAUAAAGCUCCGUGACAUUUUGUACAUAAUAAUUGUCUUGGAGCACCAUCUUCCUUUUCAUUUCUUCAGUUAUUUCUAACCCCGCACUAGCGCUAACAUGUGUGUGCAUAUAGCCUUACUUGAAUUAAUUUGUCUGAUUUGACUUGACAGGCUUUUGGGUGAUUGAAUGGCACGGAUGAUGUAGUUAAAGUAAGUUAAGAAAUGGCAAGUAAACUGCUUGAUUGUCUCACUUGGUCAUGAAUCAUUUAUAUAUUAAGCACAUUUGCUGUAACAUCCAUGCCUUAUACAGCCCACUGCACCUCCACAUUGAAAAUGUGGUCCAAAUGAAUGUGUUUCUGCUAGCCGUUAAUCAGCCCCCACCCCCUGCCCUAACGUGCCCUAACAGUUCACUCUGAUCGCCUGCGGUCUUACAGACUGAAUGUCCACCUGGUCUGAGGCAUGUUUAAUAGGAAAGCCUUCUUAGUUGUGCUUAGUGCGCUGCUCCCUCAGCUCCUCCUGCUCUCUCAGUGCUUUAGCGACUCACUUUGGUAUUGUUUUAUAAUGACUAAAUAGUAAUGUAUAUGACUGAAUGAACCCACGCCGUUUGGAUUGUGUCUUUAAGUCUUAAUGAUGGGUUUUGUGUUGGGCCCUGGUGCUCUGUGGACUGGGUCAGUGGUGUUUUUGGUCUCUUGUUGCUUCCACAUAGGGCAGAGUAGAGCGUGCACAUUAAAAAAAAAAAAAAAAACUGCUGGGAUAAAAAAAUAUGUCAAUGAAUUUAAUCAUUCUAAUACACAGAUCUUCAAACAAUUUAAUCAAGGCAACUAAAGGCAACUACAUUUUAAUUGAAAUGAAUUAAUUAUUGACAAUGUGCAUAUCUUUCUUCUUUUUCCCUCCUUUUUUCUUGCUUCCAGACCUGAUUUCAACAAGCAGGACUGGUUUUGUGCCGUGUGGCAUCAAGCAUGGUUUAGAAUCUAAAGGGAACUCCAUCCUUAAACACUUCCAAUAUUAGUGACCAAUCUGCUAAUGCUUAGAGGACUGUGUGUGUUUGUAUUCAUCUAUUUUUGUUGCUUGGUGAUGUUUUUUUUUUUUUCUUACUCCCGGUGGAUAACUAGCCAAACUUAGAUGGCAUGACAUCAUCCAGUCAGAUAUUUCCAGUCCUAUAUGCUCUCUGGGGUGGUUGUUGCUGUCUGCUGUAUAUUUCCAACAACUCCCUUUAGUAGAAGUUGAUGAAGCAAAUUAAGAGAAAGGACACUAAAAGACAUCACCAGGCACACAAAGCUAUGAACAUUAAAGAAGAUUUAAGGGUGGAAUAUUCCUUCUAGUUUUAUACCAGAAGCUGGAUUUUGUGUCUAGUAAAUAAUGGCUUGAUGCCGAUUCUAUUUGACUAGGACUGCAACUGACCCUUAUUUUCAUUGUCAAUGAAUCUGUUGAAUAUUUAUGAAUCGAUUUAAUGGAUUAGUUGUUUGGUCUAUAAAAUGUCAGAAAAUGGUGAAAAAUGUCGAUCAGUGUUUUCCUCAAAUGUCUGUGUUUUGUCCACAACUCAAAGAUACUCUGUUUACUGUCACAGAGGAGAGAAGAAACCAAACACUAUUCACAUUUAAGAAGCUGGAAUCAGAGAAUUUCUACUUUUCUUUCAUGAAAAAUAACUCCAAUCGAUUAUCAAAAGAGUGGGCGAUUCAUUUAAUAGCUGACAACUAAUUGAUAAAUCGAUAAAUCUUUGCAGCUCUAGACUUUUCAUAUAAACACUCACACACAUACACGUACUAUGGCCUAUGUUGAUAAUUAUAUUAAAUGUCAAAGACAACUUAUUCUUAGGAGACAAAAACAGAUGCAGAACGACAAGCUGGUAUCUGAAAUGCCUCAUCAGUCAAUGAUACUCCAAUGACUCGUAUAUCACAAUAGUUGGAGAUUAAUAUAAUAGUUGACAACUUAUUGAUUAAUGGAUUCAUUUUUGCAGCUCUAAUUUUGACAUAAAGCAGCGGUUAUGUUGAGUUUUUGAGAAUGUGGCCCCUCUGUCCCUGUCCCAGGUCUCCAUGGCUCUGUAACAUGCGCCAGCACUCUGGCCACCAGGCACUAUAGGUCUGUAUAGCCUUGUUAUUUACUACUGAAUCCUCAACUCUGUACAGAAGAUGAGAAUAUGAUCGCAUGGAACCUUGUUACUGUAAUAAUAACCUAUACAGUAUAUAAUAUUUAAUUUUUUGAUAACUUGCAUCAACGAAACCUACUUACCGACAACACAGACUUGCGAGAAACCAUUUUUUUUAUUAUUCUUUCUUUGAGCACAUGGUAUCUAAGGAUCUCCUCUUUUUUUUCGUUUUGGUUUUGUAGAAUAGAAAGGUUGUUUCGUCAUUGUUCCCAUUUGGUUUUUACAGUUGCUGGGGUUUUGUGUCUUUUACUGUAGGGAAAAGAAUACGACGUUAUCAUGUUUAAGAUAGACAAGAAUCAUACUUACGCUGAUUAAAGACGAUGACGCUGAUCAUUUCGGGGAUAGUUAUCCGGGGCGAGAAUGUUCCAGAAAUUGUGAAUGAUCUGUGUCUGGUUUACACUGAGCGAUAAGCAGUGAUGAAUCCUGGGUUAUGAAGUUUUAUGACUGUACAUUGAAGGGCUUGGUGUGGAUGCGGGCUCUAGAGACCCCCCCCCCCCACCCCGAUAAUCCCUUUGGCUCUGACAACUCUUCUGGCAUGGUACUCAAAGUCCUCGACCAUCUGUAAAAGAAUAACCUUUACUAACCGUGAAGGAGUGAUCAGGUUCAUAUGAAUAACAUCUGAACAACCGUUCCCUUUCUCUGUCUGUAUAGACGAGUAAACAGUCUCUAGAGCCCGAGUUCCACCUCUGAGAAAUUAAAAGGAUUCUCUGUAUUGCCUUGUUAAUAUUAAUUGUGGACACAUAAUUUUAUAAAUGACAAACACGUGGAAAUAAAGAUAAUUUAUCUUGUUAUUUA